This is a messenger RNA of Colletotrichum acutatum, 996 nucleotides long. RefSeq lists its product as uncharacterized. The transcript has a single exon. The coding region runs from base 119 to 814 and encodes 231 amino acids. The record is from RefSeq and is a predicted model, not a curated record. NCBI's taxonomy places the organism in Eukaryota, Fungi, Ascomycota, Sordariomycetes, Glomerellales, Glomerellaceae.
GUUUGCUUCUCCUCAUCACUACAAUCAGCUUCUUUACUUUCCGCUAUCAUCUCUCUAAGCCUCAACCAUCCACUUCAAACUUUCUUUUCCCAUCUCACUACCAAACACAAAUUUCAAGAUGGCUCACCUCCUUUCCGCCUCAAAGCUCGCUGCUCUCUACGACAGCAAGACCCGCCAGCUCGUCCUCUCGGCCGAGGUCCCCGCCAUCGUCCUCGGCCCCAAGUUCGUUCGUGUCGAGGGUUUCGCCGGUGGCCUCAAGUUCGCCCUGCAGGGAUUCUUCGGCGGUCUGCUGCCCAAGGGAGUCCGCGAUAUCCAGGACGUCACCACAAAGUUCCCCGUCAUCCUCCCCGCCUCUCAUUUCAACAACAAGACCGUCUUCGUCGACACCGCCGACGGCACCAAGGAGAUUGAGAUCAAGUACACCGGACUCGAGGGCGUCGUCCCCACCACCGGCGUAGACUUCACCAAGCACGACAAUACCGCCAUCGGCAGCGUCGUGUCUCCCAUCCACCUCGCCCUUGCCGCCGAUCACGAGGCCACCAUCACUGCCGUUGUCCAGAAGGACGAGGGCGACUUGAAGAUCUCCGUUGUGCCCAGCUUCAACGAGGAGUUCCUGAGACUCGUCAACGCCACCGUCCACAACGGCGUCAUCUCCUACACUUUCCGCUGGGCCAAGCUCCCCACCGAGGAGGGCCAGAACCCCCAGCUCAUCAACGUUACCACCACCACCUACAACGGUCUUGUCGGUCCUGCUGCUCGCACCACCAGUGUUGUCCAGGGCUACAUUGUCCGUUUUGUCGUUUUCCAGGAGUAAAUGACUUGAAAUGGUGUCGCGUGCCUCUAGCCAGGGUUCAAACUUCUUCGAGAUGUCCUUUGGCAUGGAUGGCGGAAGUUGGUGAGGCUUUCUUAAAGCCAAUAUUGAAAUAGGGGAAAAUUCCAUUUCUUUCGCCUCCCAGAAGGCUUUCUUCAUUCUAGCUAGCUCCGUAUUCAACAACG